Molecule: messenger RNA, 5563 nt
Organism: Synchiropus splendidus (mandarinfish)
Lineage: Eukaryota; Metazoa; Chordata; Actinopteri; Syngnathiformes; Callionymidae
Gene: acvr2ba
Product: activin A receptor type 2Ba
Exons: 11
Coding region: 112-1656 (514 amino acids)
Biological process (GO): cellular response to growth factor stimulus; activin receptor signaling pathway; protein phosphorylation
Cellular component (GO): activin receptor complex; plasma membrane
Molecular function (GO): activin receptor activity; ATP binding; activin binding
Source: RefSeq, a predicted model, not a curated record
ACCCAAGGCCUGUGGUCUGGUUUGAUCCUGGACUGAUGUUUCGGACGAGCUGACUUUUAAUGUUCGCGACGGAAAGCGGCGGAAAUCUCUGUCCUGCAUCUGAAACGGAACAUGUCUUUCUCAUGGCUGACUUGUUCACUUCUUCUGGGAACUUUAUGCGCAGGUUACAGUCUGGGCGAAGCGGAGACCCGGGAGUGUGUGUACUACAAUGAUAACUGGCGUACGGAGAGGACCAACCAGAGCGGCUUCGAGCGCUGCGAGGCCGAGAAGGACAAGCGACUGCACUGUUAUGCCUCCUGGCUCAACUCCUCAGGGACCAUCAAGCUGGUGAAGAAAGGAUGCUGGCUGGACGACUUCAACUGCUAUGACAGGCAAGAGUGCGUCUCCAUGGAUGAAAACCCUCAGGUCUUCUUCUGCUGCUGCGAGGGCAACUACUGCAACGAGCGAUUCACCCACCUCCCCGACUUGAUCGGCAGCGGCAACCGAGUGAAAAUCCUGCCUGAGCCCAGAGUGCCGUCCUUGCUCAACGUGCUGGUGUACUCGCUGCUGCCGCUCUGCGUGCUCUCCCUGGCCCUGGUCCUGGCCUUGUGGAUGUACCGUCACCGCAAGCCCCCGUACGGCCACGUGGACCUGAGCGAGGAUCCUGGACCAGCGCCUCCAUCCCCUCUGGUGGGCCUCAAGCCCCUGCAGCUGCUGGAGAUCAAAGCCAGGGGGCGCUUCGGCUGCGUUUGGAAAGCCCAGCUGAUGAGCGAAUACGUCGCCGUCAAGAUAUUUCCAGUUCAGGACAAGCAGUCGUGGCAGAACGAGCGCGACAUCUUCAUCACUCCUGGGAUGAGACACGAGAACAUCCUGCGCUAUAUAGCGGCGGAGAAGCAUGGCACCAACCUGGAGGCGGAGCUGUGGCUCAUCACGGAGUUCCACGAGAGGGGGUCGCUGACUGAUCACCUGAAGGGGAACACCGUGACUUGGAGCGAGCUGUGCCUCAUAGCGGAGACCAUGUCCCGCGGCUUGGCCUACCUCCAUGAGGACAUUCCAAGCUACAAGGGGGAGGGGCCUAAACCCACCAUCGCGCACAGAGAUUUCAAGAGCAAGAAUGUUAUGCUGCGAGACGACUUGACUUCAGUCAUCGGAGACUUCGGGCUGGCAGUGCGGUUCGAGCCAGGAAAACCACCCGGAGACACGCACGGGCAGGUGGGUACGAGGCGCUACAUGGCUCCGGAGGUUCUGGAAGGAGCCAUCAACUUCCAGCGAGACUCCUUUUUGAGGAUAGACAUGUACGCCAUGGGCCUGGUGCUGUGGGAGCUGGUGUCCCGCUGCUCCGAGAGCGACGUUACAGUCGGCGAGUACAUGCUGCCAUUCGAGGAUGAGAUCGGCCAGCAUCCGUCCCUGGAGGAUCUGCAGGAUGUGGUCGUGCACAAGAAGAUGCGACCAGUCAUUAAGGACUGCUGGCUGAAACAUCCUGGUUUGAGCCAAAUGUGCGAGACCAUCGAGGAAUGCUGGGACCACGACGCGGAGGCGCGCCUGUCGGCCGGCUGCGUGGAGGAGCGCAUCGGCCAGAUCGCCCGCACCGUCAGCAGCACUACCUCAGACAGCCCCGUCUCCAUCGUCACGUCGCUCACCAACGAGGACCUACCUCCCAAAGAGUCCAGCACCUGAGCUCCCGGCUUCAUCUUUUUCUUUUUUCCCUUCAAACCCAAACUCAGCGGAUCUCCGUGAAUAUUUAAAGAGACAUUUUGGAGAGAGAGUGAGAGGGAGAGAGAGAGAGAGAGGGAGAAGAAACGAGCAAUUUGAAUGCAGCUGCUAUCUCACCCUGAUACUGGUAUUUUUUUAUGUUUUCAGUGUUGAUCUUACUAACACAUCCAUCUGCUGUAGUUCUGAAGUAGUAAUAAGCUAUGCCAUCGGCACAUCCGCGAACACCAUGUGUCAAACUUAAAUGUCGUCAUUACCUCAUGUAUUUUUUGGUGUUAGUCGACUUCUUCAUUACCUCAUGAUUUCGUUUCCUCGUCUGGUCAUGAUCGUUCUGCGGCCAAAUGAACCUUUUUUUUUUUUUUUUUUUUUUUUAAUUUGUGCUCCAAACUUCGGAUAAUGUGCUGCACACCUUUUGGAGGAACCGUUCUGAGACUGUUAGACAAAAAUAUAUUCAUCUUCCUCAGGGGUCUCGAUUUCUAAACUCAAGUGUGCUCCCUUAUUUUAAACCUGUGAAUGCCUCAGAAAGAGAAGUAAUAAAAGAUUGGAGCACAGCGAGGGAGCGAAGGAACGAUGGAAGGACGGACGGACGGACGGAAGGAGGGAGGGGGGUAGGGAGGGAGCUAAAUGGGUGCUGAGCAGUCGUAGUAGACAUUUGGACUUGGUGAAGAUUCGGGACUUGAGUCCCGGGGAACUACCUCUCAGGUAUCCAGUAGGCUUCUUCGGAACAUUUUAGAGCUACCAGCUAGCUACCACGGACGUAUUCGGGGAUUUUAUUUCAAUUUUCUUUUUUUUUUAAAAGAGAUUUCAGAGUUACUCCCUCAGCCGCGCCGGAGGCUCGGACGAGCGCUGACUGGAGUUGCAAUGUUACACAUUCUUUCUGUGUGUGCGAGUGUGUGAGAACCGCUUGCUCGAUGUUCGUGUCAUCCUCCUGAGCGCCAUACUUGAUUAAGCAACGCGUCUGUCUGUCUGUCUAUUUUUUUAAGAACUCGUCGUGGACGUUUUGUCACAUUUAGACUCGGUCGGACACCAGUUUCCAGAUACCUCAGUCGCCGUACGUCAUGCAAGGAGAGCUCAAAUGGUUGCCUUUGUCUCAAAUGCAAUGCCAUAGUGUGUCGUCACAUGAAACCAUACAUUGAAUGUCCGUUAUGCUGCUGUGACUAUUCCAGGAUACUCAAGGAUUUGUAGAUGUACAAGCUAACAUGUUAUACGAUCCCUGUGAUGCGAGGCUAUAAUGUUCUUGUUGUGUGUUUUUGUUCGACUGGGUAAGCCCCCUCAGCUGCUUACUCCUCCAGACUGACCUCAGAUAUUCUGACAAGUACCUCAGGCUUUUUUCUACAUGUAUAUCCACUUGUGUUUUUAUUGUAUUUUAUUGUGUUUAAGUAGAUAUUUUAUUGUCCGUCGGGCCUCUGUCGUCUGUGGAGAUUUCUUUUACUUUUAAUUUUUCCCUUUUCAAAACGAGGCCUGACCCGUCGUCAGAUGUUCGCCAGGCAGAAGUAUAACCACAGCGUCGGUCCAUGCUCCCGUUUUUAAUGAAUUAAAGUCAGAUUUUAUCUCACAGACUGAAGUUCAGUCGGCAGUGGGAGUGUUAAAUUAGCUAUUUGAGCCAUUGAACUACGCAGUUUGCAACACAAUAGGGUGAAAACUGCUGAUUUAAAGUCCCAAAAAUAUCAACGAAUGACUCUUGCUUACGCACUUGUUGAUCCCAAAUUGGAGAAUGUUUAAAUAGACAUGGUGAGGAUCCGUUUAUAGAUGGUGUGAACUUGUUGACAGAAGAAAUCAGUUUGACAGCAUUAUAACUAUUAAAAACACUUUGAUUUCUGCCCGUCAGUAUUGUUUACGCAAAGCUGUUAACCAAUGUUUCUAUCCAAACACAUCACUCUAUCGUCAGUAAAACUCCUGCACAUUACGUGAGUGUCUGAGGUUCACUGCCAAAACCUUGCUCUUUUAACGCAGAAGUGAGUCGUCGAGACAGUGUUUGCCUAAAUUGAGUGACAAAUGAUUGGAGUCCAAUUUAAAAACCACUAAAAACUUGUGGACAAGCACGGUCAGUCAAGCGAGGACAUUUUAUCGAGAAGUUCGAGUUAAUUUUGCUCCUCGUCUGGCACAUUUAACUGAAAACCAUGCGUAGCUUGGAUCAUAAAACGCUUGAGAGUAGCUCUGAUGUUCCGCUCACACAUUUAUGCUUUGGAUAUCGGCAGUUUGCAUGCAGCUGCACAUCUGUUUUGUGGUUUCAGCCCUGAGUAAAUGAUGAAUACACUGUUUCUUUGCUAAAAAUAAGUAGCUUAAACCUUUGCUAAUGCACGUCUAUACAGGAGAACUUUGAUAUUGGCCCGUAUUCUUCGAAAUUCUGUUGAACUUCUAUUAGUUGUAAUUUACACAGAAAUUCUGCUUAAUAGUCUCUGAAAUCUCAAGACAUCACAUAGAAAUAUGACAUUGAUUUGUUAGUUGGCACUUGAUGUCAUUUUAAAUUUGUCAUUUCAUCGCCACAGCAAGUCCUCAAACCGAUCAUUUUCCCUGGUAUCUCCAGCCGUCUCCUCUCCAUGAACCAUCCUGUCCUUUCUAGUCACUCCCAACUUCAGUGUCUUCAUCCCUAAAAAGGCAGAAAAAACCUCUUUAAUUCACAAAAAAUGGGAGCAAAAACCGAAGCAUCACAUGUGUGUUUUUGUCGGAGUAUAUUUUAGUAAAAAAAGAAUAAAAAAAUUGCGAGGCAGAUGUAAAUAGACGUGGACACAGUUGCCGAACACUAAUCUGCUUAUGUUUCUUCGAACAGGAAGUCAGGGCUCGACUGUUCUCAGAAAGGGAUUCCACCUUUAUUUAAAUAAACGCGACACCUUGCCCUGCAGUUAUAUACAUACAUAUAUAUAUAUAUAAAUAUAUAUAUUCAAAGAUGGAAGUUGUGUUACUGAUUUUCUACGAGUGAUGGUAUCGGUUCCUCUGGGUCAGAAGUUGUGUAGCUUAAAAAAAGAGACGUGUUUGUGUCAUCAUAAAAAAAGAUUCUUGCUGGGGUUGGAACAGUAAUACCUCAAUAUUUACCUGCUGAUGUGAUGUUCCGAGCUGUUACAGUGAUAGUUGUAGACGACACACGGGCUCAUCUGUCGUGCUAGUGCUGUGGAAAAGAGGUUUUUUUUUUUGUUUUUUUAUUCAAACAGUGGUCUGUAAAAGUUUUGGUAAAGGUCAAAAGAAACAAACAAAAGGUUUUCAGUGUCAGGAAUGUGAUAAUAACGCAGCGCCAUCUUCAGGAGUGUGUGUUGUCAGGGUCCAGCAAUAUUUAUGAAACAGCAAUAGUCAUGUCAUUCACGCCGGUUCUGAUGAGCAGACACAGAGAGAGAAACACGCAGUGCAGGGUGGGAUUGUUGACCUGAGAGCGACCCCGGGUGCUUCUUCACAUAUUGUGCCAGAAAUCACAACGGAAGACGAACCUUGCUGUGAUUUGCUCGUUACCUCCAGAUGCUGUCUGACACCCAGCACUUCUGAACAGAGUCAGUUACCUCAUGCAGUACCUCGCUAGGAACACUAAGUCGGUCCCAUCUUCAGAGGAGAAAAACAGACAAAAACAGUGUGUAUAUAUUUACAAAUGUCAAAGGGUUUCUUCCUUUUUCAUGCGUGAAUCCUGUGAAAGCAAAAAUUCUUUUUGAUUUACAGUCGACAUAUUGUUCAUUUUUAAGUGCGGAUGUGUGUUCGUGUGGACUUUCCCUGUUUAUGUGAAUCGUGUGUACGGGAGUGAGUGUGUGGUGUGUGAGGGCGUGUGUUUCACUAAAAAUGGAAUGACUGGUGACUUUAUCUGUGAGUUGAAAUGCUUAGAAAUAUAAACUAGAUGAGAAUACAGUCAUCUUUUUGUAUAUGAAAAUAAAGACAAACACUGAUUAACCAUGUG